GUUAGGGUUACGUCGGAGACGCCAGCGCAGAAGCCAUCACUGGAGGAGGAGAAAGGCAAGGAACGCGACGACAGACCGGGGCAGCAGCGUCAUUUGCCGGCAAUGAAUCGCGGUCGAAAGAUGGAGACGAGCGAGUACGACCAAGCACUUACUCUGGGUGCUGCGUCAAGCGAUCCCGGAGCUUGGCGCAGAGGUUGAUAGAGUGGACGGAAGGACCUGACCGGGUUAGAGCAGGGGCGAGGGCGUUGUGGCGCGCGCGCGAUCUCGAUGCAUGAUCGCCGCGACUCUGGUUGGCAUCC
This is a messenger RNA of Fomitopsis serialis, 299 nucleotides long. RefSeq lists its product as uncharacterized. The record is from RefSeq and is a predicted model, not a curated record. NCBI's taxonomy places the organism in Eukaryota, Fungi, Basidiomycota, Agaricomycetes, Polyporales, Fomitopsidaceae. The annotation marks the transcript as partial. The transcript is spliced from 2 exons.